CUACCAGGCCCAGACGAGUGAUUGGCCAAGGCGGGUCCCGUGACCAUGAAUUCCCUGCAAUUUCGCCGGAGUCCUGGGUUUAAUAGAGAGAGUCCCCAUACGCUUGUAUUUAUCAGCAAUAUACAAUUAUAAAGACCCAAAAUUUAAAAAAACAAAAAAGAGAGAACAAAAUCUUCCCCUCCCAAAAUCGCUGCAUCACACAAACCUGGGGGGGGCAGGAGGGGGGGUCCCUUCCGAUCCUCCCCCCUGACGCCCCCCCAGCAGGCCCCCUCCCCCACCAUUGAAAGCCAUGAAUUUUGAAUUUGAGAGGGAGAUUGGGUUUAUAAACAGCCAGCCAUCGCUCGCCGAGUGUCUGACUUCCUUCCCCGCUGUCUUGGAGACAUUUCAAACUUCAUCAAUCAAGGACUCGACAUUAAUUCCUCCUCCUCCUCCUUUCGAGCAAACCUUCCCCAGCCUCCAGCCCGGCGCCUCCACCCUUCAGAGACCCGGGAGCCAAAAGCGAGCCGAAGAUGGGCCCGCUCUGCCGCCGCUCCCCGCCGCCCCCCUGGCCCCCGAGUUCCCCUGGAUGAAAGAGAAGAAAUCCGCCAAGAAACCCAGCCAAUCCGCCGCGUCUCCUCCGGCCGCCUCCUCCGUCCCGGCCUCCGGGGUCGGAUCGCCGGCAGAUGGGCCGGGACUGCCGGAGGCCGCCGGCGGCGGGGCGCGCAGGCUGCGCACCGCUUACACCAACACGCAGCUGCUGGAGCUGGAGAAGGAAUUCCACUUUAACAAGUACCUGUGCCGGCCGCGACGCGUGGAGAUCGCGGCCUUGCUGGACCUCACCGAGAGGCAGGUGAAAGUGUGGUUCCAGAACCGGCGCAUGAAGCACAAGCGGCAGACGCAGCACCGAGAGCCGCCCGACGGGGAGCCAGCCUGCCCCGGCGCGCCGCAGAACACCGGCGAGCCAGCCGAAGAGCUUGUGGCUAGCCCGGGCCGCCCCUCCGUAUUGCGGGCCUCCCGAGCAGCCUGUUGUCACCCGCCCGAGGUCGCGCAGGGGCCUCCGGGCGCCUCAGGCCCCCGGCCUUUGGCCGCUCGCGUGGAGGGCGCGGACGCGCGGAGCCCGGGCGGCGCGCUGCGCGGGGCCGGCGUACGGGAGCCCGAGCCGUUGCCAGAAGACGCCUUCUCGGAGCGGCAGGAUUCGCCUUUCUUGCCCGACCUCAGCUUCUUCGCGGCCGACUCCUGUCUCCAGCUGUCCGGAGGCCUCUCCCCUAGUCUCCAGGGCUCUCUGGACAGCCCGGUUCCCUUUUCCGAGGAAGAGCUGGACUUCUUCACCAGCACGCUGUGUGCCAUCGACCUGCAGUUCCCUUAAUAACCCGCUUCCUUCUCUCGACCCCUGCCCCCCCCUCAGCAGCCUGCGGACAAACCCAAGGACCCCCCUCCCCAAGUCGUAUGGACUUCUUUAUGUGUUUUGCUAAAAUUCAGGUAUUAUUGAAUUAGCGUUUAAUCCACCUCCUUUCUUUAAAAUAUUGGACACACGGGCGUCUUUUAAAAAUUACACAUAAAAAAUCCGUUUGGUAGAGUCCUUCCAACGAAAUCUCAGGAAUAAUUAAACUCUGGGGAGGGGGGGGUGUGCUUUCUUAAAAAGAACUAGAGGAACAUAUUUUCCUCUUUCUCUCUCUCGCUCUUUUUUUUUUUUUAAGUUUUAGGCCGUAGAUUAUUUAUUAAAAUUCUUUACUAAUAGGAAAAGGGGAAAGUAUUUAUUGUAUAUUAUUUUCAUAGAUUAAAUAAAUGUCUUUAUAAUACGGAAACGAGUUAGUGUUUGUAUUGGGACCCAGCCCCUUUCCUCCCCGCACCCACUAGGCCAGGCCGCCCUCUCUGUCUGUCUGUCUGUCUCUCGCUCUGCCCUGGGCCGGGUAAGUCCGGGUGGUACAAAAGGGGCCCCUUGGAGGGAGAGGGUGUGCUGCCAACUGAAGUGAGAGCAAGAAGAGAUCUCAGGCACAGGCUUCAGAGUCGUGGUGGGAGGCGUAGAGGUUCAGCUAGAUUGGGAGGGUCCCUAGGGCUUCCUAGGCUUCUCGCCUCAGUGCCCCAAGCGGAAUGGAGGGGUUUUUUCCAGAACGCAGGACGCCUGGGGAACCCGAGGUCUGGGGUCAUGCGCAGGGCCAAGGAGUGGAGUGGGGUCGGGGGUUUUCUUGAGAAGCAGAGUCCCGUGCCCAGGGAUGGUCGCUGGCCUCCAAGUGGACAAGAAAGGAGGCCGUGUGGAAAAUGCAGCGGGGGCGGCCACUACUGCUCUUCAGGUCCCUCAGUCACCCUGAGGCUCCUGAGGUUGGGAGGAGCGUCCGAGGAGCUGCGGGGCGAUAAGCCUCGGGAGGCCCGGGCAGCGCUGGGAGGCGCUUGGCUUGUAUGGAGCGAAGGAGGAGCGAGAAGAGCGGGAGAGAGACAGGGAACCAGGAAGAUGCUCAAAAUGGCGCUGGGGUCGGGAGGCACGGAGGGGAGGGAAGAGACUGUGGCCGCCAUGACAGCCGCCUCAGGAUGCGCGCGGCCAGCCCCGGGACCGUCCCCGCACCCACCUUCACCUUUUUGGAUCAUCCCGAUGCCCGUGAAAACAGGGAGC
Molecule: messenger RNA, 2587 nt
Organism: Dama dama (fallow deer)
Lineage: Eukaryota; Metazoa; Chordata; Mammalia; Artiodactyla; Cervidae
Gene: HOXB2
Product: homeobox B2
Exons: 2
Coding region: 290-1345 (351 amino acids)
Biological process (GO): regulation of DNA-templated transcription
Molecular function (GO): DNA binding; DNA-binding transcription factor activity, RNA polymerase II-specific
Source: RefSeq, a predicted model, not a curated record